Molecule: messenger RNA, 1106 nt
Organism: Seriola aureovittata
Lineage: Eukaryota; Metazoa; Chordata; Actinopteri; Carangiformes; Carangidae
Gene: ecm1a
Product: extracellular matrix protein 1a
Exons: 4
Coding region: 88-621 (177 amino acids)
Biological process (GO): signal transduction; regulation of bone mineralization
Cellular component (GO): extracellular region
Source: RefSeq, a predicted model, not a curated record
UAAGCUGUUUGCGGAUCCACUCUCGACACAUGUUGGAGAGAAAUCUGCCAUUUCAAAAUUCAGUUCCCACCACACCACCGUACAGCUAUGACUUCAACUGGAGGCCUCAGAGGAUUUUGGAUAGUUGCACUGCUGACUCUUCAUGGUGCAUAUCUAGGAGACACCCAAAGAAACUCUCUCAAUGAGCCGGACGUCCCUUUCCCGCCCGCCUGUCCCACGGCUCUAAACCUCGCUGCCAUUUGCCAUCAGGGUGAGGGUCGACCCAGAUACCCGGCCAGCUUCUUCCCGGGCUCCGGUGCCAGUCACUUCCGCCGUCGUGGAAACGCCAUCAACCGUCUGGAGUCGUGGUACAGUUUGUGCUGCGGUGGACAAGUGGCACAGCAGAGCCACCAGAUCCUCUGCUGCGCCCAGCAAGCUUGGAAACAAGCUCUGUCUCAGUUUUGUGUGGAAGAAUACGCCACUAUGACUGUGCCGUAUGAGUGCUGUGAGGACAGAGGAGACGCACGGUGGACGUGCUUCGACAGCGAGCUGCCAAACCCUAACUACAACCCAACACCAGGCUACACUGCACCACAAGUCCCUGCGGAGCUGGGAUUCACCUUCAACGCAAGUGCUUGCUAAAGUCUUUGUCUCAGAUGCUCAGAGGAGGACAAGACAUGCCGGUUUGGUUUCUGCUGUGUAAGGACAAUAAAUGCACAGUACAGUUUUUAUUUUGUCAGCUCUAUAUUUAACCCAGCUUUGUCACAACAACAGAAAAACCAUUAAAAACUGGUAGUAUUAUUUGUUACCACAAUAAAGGCUACAAUGAAGAUAUACAAGUUCUCAUGUGCUUUUUUUCUUCUGAACAAUAGUGGACUUGACAUAAAUCUGGAGAGACACCAUCUUGGCAGCUUCAGAAAAAGACAAAACUGUCGAGUUUUGAAACAAGUUAUGAGAUUUUUCCCUGCACUCAUGUAAUAAAAAGAGAGUCCACUAUGGGUCACUGUUGCGUGUGGUAGUUAUGUGUGUGAUAUUUACAGAUCAAUAAUCAAUAAGAAAAGUUUAAUUGAACUGCCUCCUGAUUGGCAAUGUGUGGUAAAAGUCACGAAUAAAAACUUUGAAACAUC